GUUGACCCCCUCAUUCCCUCACUCUUCAUUUCAAUUCCCCUGCACCCCCUCAUUCUCUAGCCAACUUUCUUAGAAAAAAUUAAACCAUGAAGAUCUUCAAUUGGAUGCACAAGAGGUUUCAUCAUAACAAUAAUCUCAAGGAUGGGUUUUCUUCAAACAUGAAAAAGAAUGAAACUUUAAUCAACAACAUUGCUAAUCAUCAAGCUUUGUUGAAACAAGUUGCUCUCACAGAUAUGCUUGGUGGUUGGAAAGAUGGAAUUCUAACCAUUGGUACUCUUGGCUAUGAUUCAUUGAAAGAACAUUAUGACAUGGUUCAUGAUGAUGCUGAUGAUGUUGAAAACUUCUAUAAUGCUGAACAAGAGGAACUUAAUCCAUUAAUCAACAACACAUUUGAACACAACUUUGAGGAUGUUGUUUGUGAAAACCAUGAUGAUGAUGCUAACAAAGAGGAAGAAAUAACGAUUAGGACUUUUAAGGAAAUUGUUGUGGUUACACCUUUGAUUUGUAAUGAAAUCAUGGAGGAGGCAAAUGAUGUCGAGGCUGAUCAAAAGAAAAGGAUCACAUUAGCUGAUUUGUUUCUUGCUGAUUCUGAUGUUAAGAUUAAACUUCAUUACCCUGCACCCAAAGUCUUGCUUGAGCCAUGUGAAAAACCAAACAUUAAACAAAACAUGGAUUUUCUUUUGCUAAGAAGAUCAUUCCUCUUGUUAAGGACAAUGCACGUCCAAUUAAAGACAUCAAGAAAUUGAUGAAGAAGAUGUUAAAGAGGAAAAUUCAUCCGGAUCUUGAUGUCAAGAAUCACAAAGCAGAAGGUCAAGAAAUCAAUGAAGAAGGAAUCAUUAUUGAUAACAACAUGAUUAAUGAAGCAAGUGACUCAAGUUAUUUUCUCCCAAUUUAAGGUAAGC
Messenger RNA from Cicer arietinum (chickpea), 902 nucleotides. Its product is annotated as protein TILLER ANGLE CONTROL 1. The record is from RefSeq and is a predicted model, not a curated record. Gene Ontology annotation, biological process: morphogenesis of a branching structure. Lineage: Eukaryota; Viridiplantae; Streptophyta; Magnoliopsida; Fabales; Fabaceae.